Molecule: messenger RNA, 705 nt
Organism: Striga hermonthica
Lineage: Eukaryota; Viridiplantae; Streptophyta; Magnoliopsida; Lamiales; Orobanchaceae
Source: the annotation of a GenBank genome assembly
GACCCACUUCAUUUCAUGUGUGAGUUCUACAAUGUCCUCCAAACGUUUCCACUCCACGGAUUGAAUGAGGACCAGCUGAAAAUGAGGUGUUUUCCGGAAACACUCAAGGAUCGGGCUAAGGCAUGGCUGAUGACACUUGCUCCAGACUCUCUUACCACUUGGGAGCAAGUGUAUACGAAGUUCAUCGGGAGGUAUUACUCCCACCAGAAAACUCAAGAGUUGCGGUCACAAAUCGUUUCUUUUGCCCAACAGCCGCACGAGCCACUUCACGAAGCGUGGGAACGCUUCAAGGACCUACAGAGGCAGUGCCCACAUCACAAUCUUCCUCUAGCCCUUUUGAUGAACGGCUUCUAUGAUUCUCUCCACCAGAACCUUCAAUACAUGGUGGACAAUGCAGCGGGUGGAGACAUUGGGGCGAGAACAGCGGAGGAGAUGAUGGAUAUCUUUGAGGCGUUGAGUUCUAGCUCGUCUCAAAAGAGCAGUCGAGGGAAAAGAGCAGUGGUGAAUGAAGCAUCUCCGAGGCAAGACAUGAUGGUCCACCAGAUAGCUGAGCUUACAGAACAAAUGCGGCUAAUGAAUGCUCGGACAAUGCAGCCAGUUCAGACUAUGGCAGUGGAUACUUGCGGGGCGUGUGGAGCCCAAGGGCACUGGUCAGAGGUGUGCCCAUCGGCAUUCGAUCAGGACCUUGGAGAGCAAUAUGUCGAC